AUGACCGAACGACGCCCCUCAGGGUUGGAAAGGAGUCCGACUGCGCCGUCCGUUCUCUCAAAUGGCCACUUUGCUUCUGUUGGAGCUGAGGGCGAUGCCGCAUUAUACGAGCAUGGCGUGCAGGUGAUUGAUGGGGAUAAGGAGUUCAAUCCCAACUUAUCCAAGUAUCUGUCCCUUGAGAAUGUCACGCCGGCUGGAUUCAACUACCAUCUCAUCUCCGUGUUCGGUUCGCAAUCCACCGGAAAGUCUACGCUGCUCAACAACCUCUUCGGCACUGAUUUCACAGUAAUGUCGGAUCAAGAGAGAAGACAGACAACCAAGGGUAUCUGGUUGUCCAAGAACAAGAAGCAGGGCGAGGUUGGCGCACCGGAGCGCAUGGCGGAUAACAUCCUGGUCAUGGACGUGGAGGGUACCGACGGCCGUGAGAGAGGUGAGGAUCAGGACUUCGAACGCAAAAGUGCACUAUUUGCCCUUGCGACGAGUGAGGUCCUCAUCGUGAACAUCUGGGAACACCAGGUGGGCCUGUACCAGGGAGCCAACAUGGGGUUGCUGAAAACCGUCUUCGAAGUCAACCUGCAACUCUUCCUGAAGGAUAAGCAUACCUCCCACCGCUCUCUGCUCUUCUUCGUCGUCCGUGAUUUCGUUGGCACAACACCACUUAAGAACCUGCAGAAGACAUUACUGGAAGACCUGGGACGUCUUUGGGAUACGAUAUCGAAGCCUGCUGGGUUUGAAAAGGCGUCGAUCCAUGACUAUUUCGAUUUCCAAUUCUACGGACUUCCACACAAGAGCUACCAACCCGUCCAGUUUGUGGAGGAGGUGCAGAAACUUGGCACGCGCUUCCGCGAUGGACACCGUGAUCUCAAGAGGGAUGCGCUCAAGGGCGAGUUCUCAGAGGGGGGUGUUUUCCUGCCCGAGUAUCACCGCCGCAUUCCAGCUGACGGCUUCUCUCAUUACGCGGAGAGCAUUUGGGACCAGAUUGUCAACAAUAAAGAUUUGGACUUACCUACACAGCAGGAGUUGCUCGCUCAGUUCCGUUGUGACGAGAUUCUGCGCGAGGUGAUGGUUGGCUUUGACGAGGUUAUCAUUGCAUUCGAAGACAAGCAAGCCGAGGCAGUACGUCUUGGUGCGCCUGAAGUUCUUGGAGGGCUCGGUGUUGCUAUGCGCGGUGCCCGCUCCAAGUGUCUGAAGAGCUUCGAGACGGACGCCAGCAGGUACCACAAGGGUGUUUACCAGCGGAAGACCGCCGAGCUCCAGGGCAAGGUUGAUACCCGCCUGAAGGCUCUUUUCUUGGGUCAGCUCUCUGCUGCUCACAAGUCUGGAAUUCGCGAUUUCAGUGACUCUGUCUCGGCCCUUGUGAAGGAUGGUCAAAAGAAGGGUGGUAGCUACGAUUUCGCUGAAAUCGUGACAGCACAAGCCCAGGCUGCCACGGAGAAGUUCGAGCAGGUCGCACGCUCAACAGUGGUCGAUGGAGCUUCUUGGAGUAAUUAUAAGCAAGAGCUAUCCUUGUACCAAAAAGAAUUGGCCGAGGUCAGCGCGCGACUGCGCCGCGAUGAAAUGAGACGUUUGGCUACUCGCGUUGAGCGAUGGGUGCAAUCUCGCUUGGGUGAAUCAGUUGGCAUUGAAUUCAAUGCGCUAGGCUCUGGAAGAGCUGGCGCUGGUGCCCCCGAGAACGGAGAUAAGCCUACAGAGAAAGACUUCUGGGACCGCAUUUGGAAUUUGUUUGAGGAUACUGUUCUCGACGCUGAACGGAGGUUCACAGACCGGGCGAGCAGCUUUGAUGCCAGUCUUGACGAGGUUGAUGUCGGACUAUGGCGUUUGCGCCGCAAGUCAUGGGGCGUCCUCCGUGCCAAGAUCGACGAGGAAAUGACCGAGGGCAAUCUUCUUCUUAAGUUGCGGGAGAACUUCGAGGACAAGUUCCGCUACGACGAGGAUGGCGUGCCACGAAUCUGGCGCCCAACCGAUGAUAUUGAGGGAAUCUACACCCGUGCCCGUGAAUCCACGUUGACAGUGAUUCCUCUGCUUUCCCGGUUCCGCCUCGACAAGACCACUGCACCUCCCCCGCUGGAUCGCUGGGUUGGACACACUCCUAGCACUGCGACAUCCGCAGACGAAGAAGAUCUGGCCCCCAUUGGCGGUGUGGAUGAAGACGAAGGCAAGAGCCUUGAAGAGGAGAUGACUAUCCUCAGUGAUUCCAAGCGCCAAGAACUCACCGUGCGAUUCAAGAAGGCCGCCGAUGGUGUCUACGUCGAGGCCAAGCGGAGUGCCAUUGGCGGUAUAACUCAGGUGCCUUUGUAUUUCUAUGGUCUCCUGCUGGCCCUAGGCUGGAAUGAGAUCUGGGCUGUCCUUCGCAACCCAGCUUACUUCUUCCUCCUAUUUGUUCUCGCCAUCGGAGCCUAUAUCACUUACACUCUAAACCUGUGGGGCCCGAUGUUGAAGAUGACCGAGGCCGCGUCCGGCCAGGCCUUGGUUGAAGGCAAGCGUCGCUUGCGCGAAUUCCUCGAAUCUUCCGAUACCGGCCGCCAGGCGAUUGCCAUGUCUGCCGGCGAAGGAGGUUCUCGUCGCAAGGAAGAGUACGAGAUGUCGGAUAUGCAGAAGAGUGGCUCCAAGGCCAAGGAUGACCUGGAUGACAUGUAA
Penicillium salamii is the source of this 2637-nucleotide messenger RNA. NCBI's taxonomy places the organism in Eukaryota, Fungi, Ascomycota, Eurotiomycetes, Eurotiales, Aspergillaceae. The record is from the annotation of a GenBank genome assembly.